CCGGGGACGGCAGCGGCGGCUGCGGCGGGGCCAGCAGCGGGAGGCAGCAUGAGGGAGCCUCUCGGGCCUGCUGACUUAAGGAAUGCUGGGGGAAGCUUACUCACAAAAUCCAGCCUAAAAGGAAAGGUGACGGAUCCUGCCCGAGAGAGGUUUCCAAUGGCUGAGCUUUGACAGACACCAGUGCACCAUGUACAGUGUGGAGGAUCUCCUAAUUUCACAUGGAUACAAAUUAUCUCGCAAUCCUCCAGCACCCCAUGAGGAUAGAUAUGAUGGAUAUCAGCAGGAGAGUUCAGAGAGUAGAGCUGGUCAUGGCGCGCUGAAUGGGUAUGAAGCAGACCCUACAGCCUUUGCUUAUAAUAAGAAAUCGCUGGGAAAAGGCUAUUUGAGUGACAAUGAGAACAGUGGAACAGUACCGGGGAGCCACAGAGAUCCCCCAAGUUCAUCUGCUUUCCGUCAUUCUGAGGAGGGGUUUUAUAACCAGCCACCAUUAGUGCGGUCUACCCAAACUAAGCCAGAUCUUGCCUACUGGAGAAGAAAAGGACAGGACUUCAGUGUAUUGCUGGAUUAUACAGACAGAGGAAGCCUUGAAACCCCCAGAAUGGCAGAGCCCCAUGGUAUGACCCGAAAUGUGAGAGAGGGUCAGUUGGAAGUAGGAUCGAGGUUGGAAAACACAAUGAGGAGAGCAGUUUUAGAAGACAGCUGGAAAGUAUCCGGAGAUCCCAAGUGGCAGAAUACAAAUCUUGAGAGCUGGAACCAGCCUAGGAGACUGGGGAGGCAGAUGUCUGAUGGAGAUGGAGAGAAGCUGUUGCAAGAUCUGUACUCAUUUACUAAAGGAGACAAUACAUUUAAUUCCCAAAACAAGGGAAAGUCCCAGUCAUUGCCUAGAGUUCUUUCCCCCGACACCCUAAGAUGUGUGGAAAUGCCCACUCUGGUAAAUGAUUACCAUUUCCCAGGGGAUGCUAAAAUGCUAUUUUAUCCUACAAAUAGUACAUCAAACUUGGAGUACCUAAGAAACCCUGAAAAGGGUGAUCCCUAUAUUCCUUUACAAAAGCCCAAGUAUGGGAGACCCCUAAAACCGCCAUCUUAUGAACUCCACCGACAAACUCGAAGUGGAGUAGAAACCAGCAGGUAUCAGGAUAACUACCAGAAAGACUGUAUUUCUUUUCUGCCCAAAACUAAUGAGCCCAGGCAGGACCCUUCUAACCCAGACCCAAAUUUGGAGCCUCCCAUGUAUGUCCCACCACCAUCUUACAGAUCACCACCCCACCAGAACACAAAUCCACAUUCCCUAAAUGAAGUGCCUCAUUUCCAGCACAGUGGUCACAUGCAGCAGCAGCAGCUGAUGGAGAAGCCCAUUGCUGGCCACUACUCUUCAUCCAACUCCUACAGGUCUGGGAAUCAACAUGGUGCAAGUGUAUGUCUCCCCCAUGGGUUUCCCGGACACCACCAGUACAUGGAUGCUUGUGACAGCUCAGUUCAAUAUAUUCCCUUCAGCGACCCACGAAUCCGACACAUCAAAAUGACCCAUCAUCAGGACCUCAGCCAGGAAACCAAAUUCCUUGAAAAGCUAUAUACCGCAGGCCCCUCUGGUUUCCAAGGACCAGCUCGGGUUCAAGCACAAGAUGAUGGUGCCUUUUUUCAUCCUGAAAACCAAGUCCCAGCAACCAAAAGUGAGAGUGAUCCUGCCACUUAUGAACCUCGCCUUGGGUGGCUCCCGGCAGCACCCCUCCUAGACAGAGAAAUCUGUGCCUUGCCUGACCAAAGAGACAAUUGUGUUUUAAGUGAACAGCAGCCCGAUAAGGAAAACAGCCGUCAGCAGUGUGCUAAAGGGAGGGUUUCUUCCCAAAUCCCACAGUGGGAGAGUACCUGUGAAACCAUAACUAAGCUCAAAACAUUUCAAACUGGGAUUCAGACCAAGAAAAGUUCAAAGAAAAAAGUGAAUGAGACUGUAUUUUGCUUGGUUUCUGUCCCAGUUAAAUCCGAGCCACAUCUGCCAGAUACAGAUAGGAAUAACAAUGAUUUAAAACAGAGUGCUGAUAAAAAGAAUAGCAAUGAUAAGAGAGGGGCUUUGCGAGAACAAAGUCUCUUGAGCAUGUCUUCCACAGACCUGGAGCUACAGGCACUUACAGGAAGUAUGGCCAGUAAACCUGAGCUACAAAAACAAGAACCCGGAGGGCCAAAACAGUACAAACAAACAAAUGACCUCAGAUUUAGUCACCCCACAAAACACAGGGAACUCAAAUAUUCUGGCUCUUGGCCAGGUGACCAGUACAGAGACCAGCAAACACAGACCACUGUCACCCAAGAAUCCCAAACCUUCCAAUUUCUUCCUGCUAAAAAGAUAGAGGGCCAACACAGUGCACUACCCGUUCCAAAAGUAUCAGACCCCUCUGCCUCUGAAACUCUGAAGCCAUCAGCAUCACCUCCUAGUGACUGGAAGUUGAGGCCAGAUACUGGGAAUCUGAAAGGUCAGAUGUACUUCAGUCCAUCCAGCAAUAGUGCUUUCUCAAAGGCUACUUCUUCCACUAUUCAGGGGCCUACAUCAAAAGCAGGCCAAAGCCAGCCUGAUGACCCCUCUGUUGAUGUAAACGAGAGGGACACUAAGCCAGUAUUCAAAGGUCAAGUAGUGAAGGGUGAGGCAAGUGCCCCUUGCAACAGUAAAGCACUCUUUGGUCAGUUUCUCUUAAAACCAGUUAGCCGUCGUCCCUGGGAUGUAAUAAGUCAGUUAGAAAGUUUUAACAAGGAGCUUCAAGAACAGGAAGAAAGCAGCAGCCAUAGCAGCAGCAGCAACAGUAGCAGCAGCAGCAGCAGCAGCAGUAUUGAUGGAGAAAUUACAGAAAGUGAGCAACAGAUGCAGGGGGUUGUUGAUAUUGAUGCUGAUGCUGGUGCUGGUGCUGGGCUAAAGGACUAUAAGCCUGAUGAGCCCAGCCAGGAAAUGAGAGUUGGGCUACAGCCAAGGACAGCAAUACCAGAGGUUCCUGUAUUUAAAUCAGAAAGAGUUAAAAGUGUGGAGCUGACAUCUGAUUUCAUAUACAAUUAUCCUCAACCACGGAUAUCCUUCCAGAAGAGAAAUAGCAAAGGUGAAUCUGUCAAGCCCCCAGAUGAAAGUGCCAUUCCAGAAACAAGAAACCAGGAAACGGAGACCAGAGUAAACAAACUGGCCACCAGCCCAGACUCGGCGAAAAGAAUGACGUCGAUUAGUUUGGUGAAGACAAUUCCAAGCCCCUUGAGCUACCCAGCUGACAUAAGAGAGACCCAAGAAAACAGGCAAUAUGGCGAUGUAUUCAAUUCUGCACCACCAAGUCAAACGAUUCAUCCCAGGAGUGACGGAGCUGAAGAGAGGGAGUCAGGGGUACACAUUUCUUUAGUGAACAAAACCCAAGGUCUGUCUGAACUCGAAGUAAAGUUUGUGGGGCUUGAUACAGGUCUAGAGCAUAGUGCCAACAAGUCAGGUGACAUGUUAGAAAAACCAGGUGCAAUAGAAAUCCCUCCUAAUGAACCCCUUCAAACAAGGGCAGCCCGGAUUCUGGGCAUAGAAGUAGCUGUGGAGUCCCUCAUCCAUGGUAACAAGGAAAGGGGGCCAAACCAUCUUCCCAGUCCUGCUCAAAGUGUUCCCAAGGCUGAUUUGCCAGCAACAAAAACGUUAUGCAAUUUGGUGCAAUCAAAUGACCCUGACCCCAUAUCGUCAAAAAGUGCUUUUGAUAGCCGGAGAAAGUGUGGCUGGACCGAAAGCCCUCUCUUUGUAGGGGAGAGAGACACACAUUUGAAGACACAUGUAAUUCCCCAAGAUUCUGAACUGAACCCAGAUGUGGAUGGAGAUGACACCACGAAUGCUUUGGUCCCUGAAUCUGAACCCAAAUCACCUUCCAAGCUCUGUGGUCAAAAGGACCUCAGGACAAACCAAUCCUACAAGUCAACUUUGUUUCAUUAUCUGGAAAGAAACUCCACUGGGGUGGGCUCAGAAAGGAAAUUCAGAAGCACCUCCAAGGUGAUUGAAACCAUACAAGAGAAAUUAGUCAGCCCUCCAACCAAAACAGCUGUGGAUCGGUUAAUGAGAAUGAAGGAAGUUGAUUCCAUCUCUCGAAUUAGACGUCUCAGUUCCAGGAGCACUGAUUCUGGGGAGGAAACAGAGGAAGAGAAAAUUCAGAGAAGACUGGAAGGACAGUCAAGGGUUGGCUUUGGCUCUUUGAAUGGCAGUGACCUGGGACACAAAGUGGAGGAUGCUGGAGCUGUGUCCAAGCACAUCACAUCCCAGGGAGAAAAUGGGCAUCGGACAAUACGUAGUGUAAAGAAGAAUGCAGAGCAAGAUCUUUUUUGCCUAGAUACAUACGAUCCUAGCCGAGUUGAAAGAGUCUGAUAUGAAUGAUGUGCAAAUCUUGGAACACUCCAGCCUGCUAAUUAAGUAUUCUCUGAUUUGGGGCUGACAGCCUGCCUGCCCCAGGUGUUUGCUUAGAAAUCAUCACUAGUUUUUGGUAUAUCGAUAAAGCCUUUACCACUGCCCAUAGAAAUGAAUCAUUCUUCCAGAGCUAUUUUGUGGAGAUAAUGAAAAUCUUGCCCUUUGAAGCCACACCUGUUUUCUGUAGCAGUUCUAAUUAAACUGUGCCUACCUUUCUCAAGGUUUUUUCACAUUGAUGGAGGCAGCUAGGGUGUAAAUGAGAUGAAGCUAGGUAUUUCGUCUAGUCCUUCAGUGUCAAAGGUCAGACACGGGAAUACUCUGAAAAUGAUUUGAAAAAGAAUGUGAAUGUGUUAGCUCCCUUUCUGGAUCUGUAAAGCCCAGGUUUUUGUGUUUAUAGGAUAGAAUCUUGGAGAUACACUCUUUCUGAGAGUCCUUCUGCACCUUCUGAGAGUUGUGGGGAAAUGGGGAAUGAACAUAAGGUUUUAAAAAAAAUCAAUUUGGCCACCUACUAUUAAAAGGAAUUUGCUUUAAUUACAUAAGUAAACUCGCCACAUUUAGAGAAUAAAAGCAAUCUCUUAUAAGGUCCUAAGGGGUAAGGACUUGUGCCAUAAUGAACUAAGAAUAUUAUUUAUGGAGCAACUAAAUAUUUUGGUCAGUUGCAAACAAAAUACCAUUGUGUGUUUUGCACUCAGUAUUAUCUACUUUUAUUUUCUGUAUUGAUAUUUAGAAAUUCUUUUAUAUGAAAAAAAUCGCUGAUUUAAAAUAGCCCAUUUUAACAAAGUAACUAUAUUUCUUUUUAGAAGAACACUAUUUUUCUAUGAUGUAAACUAUUGUUUGGUGGCAGAUUUUUAAAGAAGUAUUAUAUUUAAAAGAAUCUGUAUCCCUUUGUGUGAAGGGAACCCUGAGGAGGGUUCAGUUUGAUGUUUUAAUGUAUAUGUUAUAUCUCUUAGUCGUAUACAAUGCUGCCACUUGGAUUUUGUUGUGAAAAGAGAUGUCUAUAUAUAUAAAAAUAUUAUGGGGUUAAUUAACUCUUUUUAAAAAUGAAUUUUUCACAAAGAUUUUUCACAAACAUAGCUGAUGGGGUAUUUUUGAAAGUCAUCCCUUUCAGGGUGCAGCUGAAAUCCUCCAAGUAUAACCAGUGCCAGAUUAACUAGAAUUACCAAAAAGUGGUUUCAUAUUGUGUCUGAUUGUACAGCCCUGAAAUACAUCUUCUCCAAUCUACCCAACACUUCCCUCUUCCCUAACCACCAUACAUGUACAUGUGUACACUCUCAUGUGCACAAGAGAGUGCACACACACCCACACCCACAGACACUGUUAUGCAUUUUACCUGGAAUGGUUCUGAAUUAGUCUCUGUAUUAAAAAUAUUGCUUUGAGACAUUAAAUAUGUUGCAUUUCAAAAGAAUAUUUUGAGGCCUGUACAUUCUGCUGUGUUUAAUAUUGCAUUAACCUGCACAAACUUUAUUUAUGAAUUUUUUAUGUGUUUCUGUCCACUCUCUUUGUAAGAUAUUUUCAUUUGCUAACAUUCAUUUGAAGCUCCUUUGCUUCCAACCACCCCUUCUUCCUUGCAGGAAAGUUGUCUCCUACAUUGUCCUUUCUCAAAAAGCUCCCUGAUCUAUUUUUAUUCAUCUCAACUUCCUGAAAUGAUCAUUUUUGGGUGGUCUGUAAUUUGGCCCCAAAAACAACCCUUGUGGUGCUUAGGCAACUGCUUUUAUACCCCCAUAAUAUGAUUUUUUUUUUUUUACAGAAGAGCUUUAUAUACUUAGUCUAUCAUAAACAAAAUAAGAUUCAUGUAAAUCAUUCUUUAAAAUCCCCUCAGAUAUACUAAUGAACAAUCUUGGCAUAUAUUUUAUUAUUCAUUUUAAGUUUUGGCUUUUCCAGCUGGAAAGUUACAAGAAGAUAUAGCAUUCAUAUCAAUAGGAACCAGGGCCAACUCACUACUUGGAAUGGCCAUGGAAUGACUCUUUCUGGGAAAGACUUUAGUGUGGAAUGGUUCACUCAAAAAACUUUGGUCAUUGAUUAACCACUUAGGUUAGUGUUGGGUCAACUGGCUUGAAACUGAACCACCUGACGAGCCUAUUUGGAAUCGGUGUCCUUUUCACAUUUAGAAAGUGGGAAGAAUCUUCUUUUUUUCUCCAAAAACUAACCCUGUCCCUUCUAAAACUAUCAAAUUAUUGCCUAAAGGUAUUCAAAUUAGAAAUGUCAUCCUAGAAAUGAUUGGAAAGAAGAAAAACUGAGCUUUAUUCUUACUCCAGAUUCUUCCUAAUGGCCACAGUGGGAAAAAGAAAAUGGAAACACAAGAGAAAGCAGGAAAAGGGAAACAAAAUGUCUCAUUUCAUUAUGGUUGAUAGAUAAUUUGGGAAAUAUAGAGGAUCAUGACUUUGAGACUUCCAUUAGUCUCAGGUAACUGACAAAUAUAUCAUCCCCAAAUAUGGCUUAUUUGAAGAUUUGAAGCCAAUAACAUCAAUAAACCAUGACAGUUUUCUCUUCAUUAAAUGGCACAUAAUUGAUUAAUUGGUAGCAAUUAGUUGAUUCAACUACAAUAAACAAUUGUGCUAUUACCUAUUUGCCAAAUUGUUUUCUUGGUAAAUAUGGCUGUUAACAUGGUCAUGUGUAUCAAGAGUUUGGGGACUUAAAAGAUUAAAAUUUAGUUCUGACCAAUGUUAAACUAGAAAUUUAUAGAAAAAUCAUAUGUAAAGUAGAAGUAAGUGAUAAUUUAAAAAGGAAAGAAAAUAAAUUUAGCUAAUGGCUACUUGGUUCUGAUUUGCCUUGCCUUGUAGCAAACUUUUAAUUGAUUGAAAAUAAUAUGUUUCAACAUUCUUUCCCUGUAUCCUUUGCUAUAUCCACAACCUGUCCUAGAGUACCAACCAAAUGUGUAAAGGUUUCCCUCUGGAAAGCCUUUAGUUUCCACCACUACCACCACAUGUUGUGCUCAACUUUUCCGGCCCAGUGGAUUUUUUGAGACUCUUCCUUUUAGCAUUAUUGGGUGUAUUGGCCAAUUUGGUUAAGGUAGGUAUCAUUAGUGGGAGUUGUACUAUUCCAUUAUGGAAUAGGAGGGAAGUCUCAUACUGAUCAAAUCCUUAACAGGGCUUUAAUGUUUGGGGACCAAUUUUUUUUUUUAUUGGUCAAUGGUCACAAUUAUUUAAAAUCACCGUGAUGAUACAAACUAUUCCAAAUCCAUGGGACACACUUUGACCUAUAGAAUAACCUAUCCCAUGAUCUGGGAUGCAUUUCAAUGACACCCACCACAAAUUCAAGUGGCUCACCAAUGAGGUAGGUUGAAAUGACCCUCAUUACUUUUGGAGAGCAAAACAGUGACUUUUCCCAGCAACUGCUUAUCAUAGAAUUUCUACUGCUAGGACGCUAGCAGCAGAGUAGGGGAUACUAAUGACUGUGUCAAGAAAACCAGGUCCUGAUUCAUAUCAGAAAAAGUAACUGGAAGGAACCCAGGCUUAAUCCAGCAACUUUCAAAGAGUGUAUUUGUGAUUGUUGGCCAUCUUUGCUAAAAGUUACUAAGUAAUGCAGAAUUAAGUGUCAAGGUUAACAUUCUUGGAAAGUGAUAAGUGCCACAAGAUUAUAGUUAUAUACAUAUUUGACCUUGAGGAGGAGAUACUUCUGCUGUCCUAAGUUUUUGUAAGCAAAGACUUUCCUAUUUGGGGCCAUUGUUCUGCUUAAAACAGGGACUGCCUGAUCCAUCUGUGUUUGGAGACAGGAUUUAAGAAGUGGGGGUGGGAUGGGGCUAAGCUAUUGCUGCAGUGAGGACUUUUUGUAUCUUUUUUUUUUCACUCAAGUUAUAGAUUUUGUGCAUAUGUUUAUGGGAGUAGAGUUGCUACUCUAAACUGGGUCUAGGAAAAACAUUCCAAACGACCUUUAAGAGUCUGCACAGUGGGAGGUCUCCCCAAAGAGUGGGAUGUUUCCCUCUGGCCAGCUCUGACCAGACUAAGAAUAGGGAGAUAAUAAAGUAGCAGGAGAAAGAGAGACAAAGAUACACAGAGCGAGAUAGAAAGUGGGAGAGAGAGGGGGGAGAGAGAGAGAGAGAGAG
Vombatus ursinus (common wombat) is the source of this 8438-nucleotide messenger RNA. RefSeq names its product junctional cadherin 5 associated (gene JCAD). Gene Ontology annotation, cellular component: adherens junction; ruffle membrane. The transcript is spliced from 5 exons. Bases 188 to 4357 code for a protein of 1389 amino acids. The record is from RefSeq and is a predicted model, not a curated record. Lineage: Eukaryota; Metazoa; Chordata; Mammalia; Diprotodontia; Vombatidae. Gene Ontology annotation, biological process: positive regulation of blood vessel endothelial cell proliferation involved in sprouting angiogenesis.